UAUUAUCGCUGUAUAACGUUGAGCAGACCUACCUAGAUACUUGACUAAACCAUUUUGGAGCAAAACACCCCGCUAUCUCAAACCCGAGAUUUUCAAUUCCAAACCCGAGAAAAGUUCUCUAUAUAUAUUUUGCGUCACUCAUCAGUUUUUUCCACUCCCUGGUUCCAAAUUUCCCAUCUCAUAGCUUCACUGCUCUCUGCCAUCUAAAGAAAGAGAUACAUUGGAACUUCAGAUCUCAUUAUCGUUCUCAAACUCCAUCAUGAGUCCCGGCACAAUCCUUGACUCCAAGCCCAAAACCCAACUGAAUUACUUCUCUACAAAGCUCCCACAAGCCCAGACCCAUGCUCGCCUGAACAUAGCCCUCGCUACCGCCCAUCAGCGCUACACCACCGCCAACCCAACUUCAUCCCGCUUGCACGUAGAAGCAACAUCGCACCUCCCGGGCGGCAACACUCGUUCAGUCCUCCACGCUUCCCCCUUUCCUCUCUACAUCACUUCCGGAACUGGAAACACACUACUGGAUGCUGACGGCCAUCAUUACCUCGACCUUGUGGGCGAUAUGACCGCCGGCCUCUUCGGGCACUCGCAGCUCAAGAUCCAAAUGACACUCGUCAAGACCAUUUCCUCUGUGGGACUGAAUCUUGGUGCUACGACGUCCACAGAGAGCCAAUUUGCCGCGGUCAUUAAGGAACGCGUAAAAUGCAUCGAGCAACUCCGCUUCUGCAACUCCGGUACCGAAGCGAACCUCUACGCCCUCAUUAUCGCAAAGAUCCACACUAGGAGACGUAAAGUGCUAGUUUUCAAGGGCGCGUAUCACGGUGGCGUGUUAGGGUUUGCGGCAGGUGUAGCAGUCAACAAUGUAGACCGGGACGAGUGGUUAAUUGGAAAAUACAACGAUGUUGCUGGACUGAGGGAGCUGAUAACACAGCACAAGGGGGAAUUGGCAGCCGUGUUGGUCGAGGGGAUGAUGGGCGCCGGGGGAGGUAUCCCCGGAUCGGCGGAGUUCUUGCACGCUAUACAGGACGAAUGUAGAUUCAACUCCAUCAUCUUCAUCCUCGACGAAGUAAUGACCUUCCGCCUCGCCCCCUCCGGCCUCCAAUCCACCAUCCUCCACCCCAUCACCCACCAGCCCCUAUCCCCCGACCUCACUACUCUCGGCAAAAACAUUGCCGGCGGCAUCGGCAUAGGCGCCUUCGGCGGCCGAGCCGAUCUGAUGGCAGUCUACGACCCCCGCACGUCGCCAGUCCCGCACUCCGGCACCUUCAACAACAAUUCGCUUGCUAUGGCGUGCGGGCUCGUCGCUUUACCCCAGAUCUACACGCCCUCCGCGUGUCUCGAGCUGAACGCGCUUGGCGACGAACUACGCGCGAGGUUGAACGAGGUCGGCGCGGGAACGAAGAUGAAAGUCACCGGACUCGGCGCCGUUAACACGGUCCAUUUCGUGCCUAACCCCGCUGCGGAGAUACGCAGUGUAGAGGAUCUUGAGGUUGACUACGGGGGGUUUGAGGAGGCGUUAAGGGGGUUGUUUUACUUCUGGGCGAUUGAGAAGGGGUAUUGGGUUGCAACGCGGGGGUUGAUAAGUUUGAUACUCGGUACGACGCGCGAGGAGGUGGAGGGGUUUGUGGAGGUGGUGAGGGAGUUUGUGGAGGAGUAUAGAGAUGCUUUGAGGGUCUAAGAAGAGGGCGGGGGUGAACUCCUGAAUAAGGCUUGGUUACGUGAAGAAAAUGGCAGUACGUUAGGUGCACGUAGCAUAUGCUUUUAAGUGC
Mytilinidion resinicola is the source of this 1766-nucleotide messenger RNA. Its product is annotated as acetylornithine aminotransferase. Lineage: Eukaryota; Fungi; Ascomycota; Dothideomycetes; Mytilinidiales; Mytilinidiaceae. The record is from RefSeq and is a predicted model, not a curated record. The coding region runs from base 260 to 1675 and encodes 471 amino acids. Gene Ontology annotation, molecular function: transaminase activity; pyridoxal phosphate binding. The transcript has 2 exons.